AUGCAAGGAGGCAUAAGAAGAAAGAAAGAUCUAUUACCUCGCUACAAACAUAAUGGUAAUGUUAGAUCGAAAUCUUUCUUGACUACACCAAUGAAAAAAAUUCUAGCUUACGUUACAGUAUUAUUCUUUAUAUUCUUUUUGAUUAGAACGGGUUAUUCUGAUUUUAAUAAAGUACCUGAUUAUGAAUUAGAUGGUAAUUUUGGAUCUUUAAAUUCAAAAGAUAAACAUUCGAACAAUGAAAUGUUAAAUAAUGAUAUUGUUAAAGAAAAAUUUAAUAAUGAAGUGGCUAUGCAACAAGAGACGAAAAACUUAGAAAAUGAUAUAACGAAACCAAAUGCAUUGAAAGAUAAGUUAUCAAAUAAAAAUGCUCAAUUAGAUGCCUAA
Kazachstania africana CBS 2517 is the source of this 384-nucleotide messenger RNA. RefSeq lists its product as uncharacterized. The record is from RefSeq and is a predicted model, not a curated record. Lineage: Eukaryota; Fungi; Ascomycota; Saccharomycetes; Saccharomycetales; Saccharomycetaceae. The coding region runs from base 1 to 384 and encodes 127 amino acids. The transcript has a single exon.